This is a messenger RNA of Lotus japonicus, 1624 nucleotides long. RefSeq names its product protein SLOW GREEN 1, chloroplastic-like. The record is from RefSeq and is a predicted model, not a curated record. Gene Ontology annotation, molecular function: protein binding. Gene Ontology annotation, cellular component: chloroplast thylakoid membrane. The transcript has 2 exons. The coding region runs from base 128 to 1204 and encodes 358 amino acids. Lineage: Eukaryota; Viridiplantae; Streptophyta; Magnoliopsida; Fabales; Fabaceae.
CCCGUUAUUCGCCGGAUACAUACCCUUGUCCGUGCAGAAUCAAAUCCUUAGCCCCUACGGAGGAGAGGAGGGUUUUACUGUUACAUUUUCCUCAUUCCCACUCUCACUCUCACUCUCACUCUCAUCCAUGGCUUCCCUUCCCAAUCUCCGCCCCUCUCCGCUCUCAGCCUCCCUCAACCCCCGCCGUUCAUCAUUCCCCACUCCCUUAUCUUCCUCCCUCUCCUUCACUCCCCAAUUCCCCUCCUCCUCCUCCUCGUUCCGGUCACCACCAUCCAUCACCGUCAGAGCCUCCUCCUCCUCCUCAAACGACCCCGCCUUUCACAAACCCCCAAACACCGACACCAACAACUUCUCCUCCCUCCCCCCUCUCCUCCAAACCCUCCUCUCCCCCGUCGUCGAAACCACCUGCAUCGUCAUCGCCGCCACCGCCUUCUUCUUCAUGCGCUUCCACCACAACCCCGUCAUCGCCGCCCCCCUCACCCCUCCCACAACCAUCCAAUCCGAAACCACCACCACCGCCGCCGACGAAGAAGAAGCUGAGCGCGCCAUCGAAGACCGCCUCACCACCAACCCUAACGACACCGAAGCCCUCCGCGCACUCAUGGAGCUCAAGAUCAGAGCUCGCAAGAUCGACGAGGCUAUUUCCGUCAUCGACCGCUUGAUCGAGCUCGAGCCGGAGGAGCACGAGUGGCCACUGCUCAAGGCCAACAUGCACAUCUACAACGACGACCACGAUUCCGCUACGAGAAUCUUCGAGGAUAUCCUCAAGAAGGACCCGUAUCGAGUUGAGGCGUUUCACGGCCUCGUCAUGGCGACUUCGGAGUCCAACGAGCAGUUGAAGGGGCUGCUCAAGAGGGUGGAGGAAGCCACCGAGUCUUGCAGGAAGCAGAAGAGGGAUAACGAUGUGAGGGAUUUCAGGCUCUUGAGUGCGCAGAUCAAAGUGAUGGAGGGGGAUUUCUCUGCGGCAUUGAAGGCCUAUCAGGAGCUGGUCAAGGAAGAACCUAGGGAUUUCAGGCCUUACCUGUGUCAGGGUAUCAUAUAUACCCUGUUGAGGAAGAAAGAUGAAGCUGAGAAGCAAUUCGACAAGUUCCGUAGGCUUGUUCCCAAGAAUCAUCCUUAUAAGGAGUAUUUUGAGGAUAACAUGUUUGCUACCAAGUUUUUCUCGCAGAAUUUGGAGAGGGAAGGAGCACGUGCUAGGAGCUGAUGAGGGUUUGUGAUGAUUCUGGAGGCUUCUGCAAUGAGGUGAUGAACGCUGCUAUGGAUCUGUUUACAAGCAUUACCUGGUCUGGCUAAUUCAUCUGCUUCCUUGAAGGAAGUCUGAUAUUAGCCAGACAUAAAUAUUUUCUGAAGGUUCUCAGCUUCCAUGGUGAAUUUGCUGGUUUGUAACUGCAUUUAUAUUUCUAGUGAAAGCAGAUAUACAGAUAUGCCGGAUUUUUCAAAAUUUUAUGAUUACUACUUGAGUGAAUUUAGGUUGAAUUGAUUGGGCAGCUCCUUGUCCCUGCACUGAAAAAAGAAGACAAAAACAAAAAUGAAUAAUUAUAUGUUAAAAGAGUGUACUGAUAGUUUCACAACUACUAUGGAAGUAUGAAUUAAUUACAACUUCUGCAGAACUUAUGGCUUUAAA